UACUCAUCAUCGACCGAAGUGUGUUUAAUAGCCAUUAAAAAACCUUUCUUGUAUAGUCGAGUUAUGACACUAAAAUCAGCUACAAUAAUUGUGGCCAUUUCGUGGAUUUACUCUGGAUUUUUCUGCACAUUCCGCCUGAUGGGAAUGUCUGACAAAGCGUAUAUCUUACUGGAUACACAUCUACAUGUAACUUUCUCAUUUUUCUCAUUGACUCUCUUAUUUGCUUUCAUAUACUCCAACUUGAAGACAGAAAAAAGGCGGAAAUUCAAAGAAGUCACAUCUGUGGAAAAUAUAGACAACACAACUAGAGAAAAACUUCAGGAAAUCAAAUCUGACAAGCGGCUUUUGGUGACAAUAUUCUUCAUCUUAUCUCUCUUUUUCCUAACAUAUUCGCCUUACGCUGUUUUCAUUCAUUUGGAAUAUUUCUGCACAUCAUGCAGUAAAUCCAUGCAAGUUUUAUUAUUUCAUGAGCCAAUCAUCUGA
Dendronephthya gigantea is the source of this 483-nucleotide messenger RNA. RefSeq lists its product as uncharacterized. The record is from RefSeq and is a predicted model, not a curated record. The transcript has a single exon. Gene Ontology annotation, biological process: G protein-coupled receptor signaling pathway. Gene Ontology annotation, molecular function: G protein-coupled receptor activity. Gene Ontology annotation, cellular component: membrane. The annotation marks the transcript as partial. Lineage: Eukaryota; Metazoa; Cnidaria; Anthozoa; Malacalcyonacea; Nephtheidae.